AUGAAAUAUAAAGAAGUAUUGAGAUUUUCUGAAGACCUAGUAGUAUUGGCUUAAAUUAUUUUCUAUAGUUGGGGUAUCACAAUUAUUAAGAGAUAGAGGAAACUUCCUCAUUAUUAGUAAUAUAUUUUCUUAGUUUUAUACUUGGAAGCACUAUUUAAGGGAUUUCUUCAUUUUAACAUAGAUUUUCUAAUUUCACAAAAAUGAUGCUGUUUUACCUAGGUUAUGCAAUCAAGGGAAUAUCAGUUUGGAGUUCAACUUAAGAAAAUAUUUCAAUCUCAUUAAAUGUUCAUCUAAUAAUUCAAUUUCAUUUUUCAAAAGAAUAAAGCAUAUAAUAAAGAAGUAUGCCUUACUAUGCUUUUUUCUUAAUUUGCAUUAAUACAUUUAAUUAUCUUACAGUAACAACAGAUAGCUACUUUAUUUUCUCACUUGAUAUCAUUUUAGUAGUUUUGGAUGCAAAUCAUCUCUCAUUAAUUUUAGAUAAAAAUUGUAGGAAGUCUUAAUACCACUAACCAAAUAGUACACUAAAUACGACAACUAACUAAUAAAAGCUAGGAUAAACAUUUUAAUUUGAUUUGCCUACUGUAAAAAGUCCAAAUGCACCUUCUAAUUAUUAUGAUAGAUUUUCAACGAAGAAGUUAACAUUUAAUACUAAAAUGGAAAUAUUUGAAUGUACUAUAAGAUUAGAAGAUUAUUUAAAAAAAGAAUUUGAGAAUGAUCUUUAGAAAAAAGAUUUUAGAAUUCAAGAAGAAUUUUUUUAAUUAUCAUUAUUAUACAAAUAUAAUGAUGUUACACAUAAAAUAAAAAUAUCAGACUUUCUUUCUGAUUAUUAUGAAGAAUUAUCAAAUAUUUAUUAUUUUUCAAUAGAAGACAAUGAUGCAUUUGAUUUUAGAGAUACUGUUUUACUUAUUGAAUAGGUUAAAAAUAGUGAAAGUGAAACACUUAUUUAGUUAUUGUUUUUAGAUGUCCCUUAAAAAUAUUAAAGAAAAUAAGGUAGAGUUAGAAAAUAAUUAUUUUUUGAUAUGUGUAAAUAGAUAUCUCAUGAACUUGGAACUAGUUUAAAUUCUCUAAUGACUUUUAGCAAUUUAGCUGUUGAAGAUGAAGGUAUUUCAGAAUAGAUUAAAACAACUUAUAUUUAUCCUAUUUUAAUUAAUAGUGUUUAAUUUAAUUUAAUUAUUAAUAAUGUCAGAGAUUUUACUCAUUUAGGAUUACAAAUAUUUCAACUUAAAUUAGAGGAAAUGUAAAUCAUUUAAACUGUAGAAUUUAUCAAUACAUUAUUUGAAGAACCCUUAUAAAGUAAAGGUAUUGAAUUAUCAGUUUAAUAUCAUUUAAAAAAUAGAUAUUUAAUUACAGAUAAGGAACGAUUUGAAUAAAUUUAUUUUUAAUUAUUGUAAAAUGCAGUUAAAUUUACUUUAUCAGGUUAAAUUAGAGUUAAUAUAUAUAAUAAUGCUGAUAGAUUCAUAUUAUCAAUUGAAGAUACUGGAAUAGGUUUAAGUGAAGUUGAAGAAUAAAAUCUUAAUUAUUUAUUGGAUAAAGACGAAUUUAUUAAAGUUUCUGAUAAUUCUGUUGGUUCUGGAAUGGGAUUAGUAAUAUCAAAUAUGAUUGUUAAAUAAUUAAAUAGAGGAAUUCCUAUAAAAGUAAAAAGAUUAUUAAUAGGAACAUAAUUCUAUUUUGAAUUACCAAAUGAUAUUUAAGAAAAUUAUUUUUCUAAAUAAAAGGCAUUAAGAGAAUAUUCAUCAGGAUCUCAAUCUAUAAAAUUAUUAUCAUAAAAUUCAUAUAUUGAGGGACCAUUAGGUUAAUAAUCACACUCUAUUUCUUAAAAUUUAUCUUCAUAAAGAUUAACAUUUAAAAAGAAGAGAAAAGAAACAAAAUCAUUUUCUGUUGUUCAUCAUUUUGAAGAUGAAAUUGAAAGUGAAGUUUUGAGUGAAUCACAUAAAAAUAAAUUUUAAUUUUUACCUACUUUUUAAACAAAAUAAAAGAAAGAUAUGUUGGAAUAUUGUUUAUAAAGUGAAUGUUGUUCAAGAGCAUUAAUUGUUGAUGAUGAAUAUUACAAUAUAAGAUGUUUAAAAUUAAUUAUGCAAAAAUAUGGAGUAAAAUGUGAUCAUGCAUUUAAUGGUUAAGAAUCAUUAUAAUAUAUUAAAUAAAAAAAGGAAAAACCAUGUGAACAUUGCAAUAAUUAACAUUAUUUAUUAAUAUUUUUAGAUAUUAAUAUGCCAAUUAUGGAUGGAUUUCAAACAAUUAAAUUAAUUAAAACAUAAAUUUAAACAGAAGAAAUUAAAAAGGUUUAUUGUAUUGCUACAACUGGAUUAUGUGAUCUUUAAACUAAAUAAAAGUGUUAUGAAAGUGGAAUGGAUUACUUUAUGACAAAACCACUUAACUAAAGUUUGCUUAAAGAAAUUCUUUUAACAUUUUUUCCUACUUUAGAAAUUAAAGUUAAUUGA
Messenger RNA from Paramecium pentaurelia, 2438 nucleotides. NCBI's taxonomy places the organism in Eukaryota, Ciliophora, Oligohymenophorea, Peniculida, Parameciidae. The record is from the annotation of a GenBank genome assembly.